UAUUGUGAGUUUAGAAAAUGACUUUCAAUGAUGUUAGGGACCUCACUGAGCAUCUCAAACUUCUGGGCUAUCCGGACUUCUUUCCCAUGUCUGCCCUCUACACUCCCUAUGGAAGUGCCGCGAGCUUCAAGAUUGUGGCCAAUGCGCUCAAUUGGUUGGCUGCCAGGCUCGAACCAGGAACAACCUUGUCUGGAGGAACUGAUUCUGAGGCUGAAAGAGUUAUCCUGAUCAGAGCAGCUUCAGAAUUUUUUAUUACAAAAGCUGGGAUUAAGGUUAAUCCUAGGAAGCUCUACGCCAGUUCAGUAGCUUCAGCUAAGGAAUUACUGAAGAUCACUUCAGUCCUGAUUCAUGCACCUAAUGAUGUCAAGACUCAAGAAGACGAAGUCAAGAGUAUCAAUGAAAUAGACUUGUCCGACAGGAUUGAGGACCUUCGAAGGGUCAGGGAACUCUCAACAGAACUAACAAAUAGGGGAGCUUCUCUCUACGAUCUUCUCGGAAAAGAGCCCCUAAAUAAAGAAACCAGGGAACAUCAAGCUAACCGUCCCAUGGAGCUCUCAAGCGUUGAACAUGCUUUAGUAUCUUCUUUCUCAGCCAUGCAAAAUAAAGUCCAAUCUGCAAAGACCUAUCUUGAACAAUCGCGCGAGGAAGUAACCAAUCUCAAUUCUCGGCUUCAGAGAAAGCAGCAGGAGUUGGACAGGAGCAAGCAGAGACUCCUGGCUCUGCAGAAAGUCCGUCCGUCGUAUUUGGAGGAGUUUGAGAAGCUAGAAGAGGAGCUUAAUGGCUUGUUUGAUACCUACUUGACUCGCCACCGCACAGUAGAUGCUCUCAAGGUUUCUCUGGCCAACAGAGAUACCAACAUUGAGGCUUCUUUGGAGUCCCAAAUCCAAAGGAAUGCUACAGAAAACUCUAUGACCGUUCUGCCUGAAGGACUCUUGGACAGUGAUGAUGAAGAGGAGGACAACAUGAUGCGUUUGAAAGAUGAUGUAGCUAAAGGAAGAGAGGAAACAUCCAGAAAAGAGCCGGAGGCUUCAGUGACCAGGAAGCAGUCAGCUAAUCGUCUGAGGAUCCGGACAGGAGCAAUUAAUCGAGGAGAAAGAAGGGUUAUUGGAGCUAUGGGAGGUACAACAGCCAGGGAGAAUCGUUUCGACAGCUCCUUGGGAUCUGAUGAAACAGAUAGUGAACUGGACAUGCAAGACUUUGACGGAGACGAUAUUCCAACGGAUGACGAUGACAGUGAGAGUCUGACUAAUCUAGCCAGGGAUGGAGCUAAGAGCGUCCGACAGGAUCAAAGUGAUGAAGACUUUUAAACUCUAUUCAAUUUAUUAAACUACAAUAAAAAAUUAGAUAAUU
Messenger RNA from Phlebotomus papatasi, 1350 nucleotides. It is a transcript of the gene Cluap1, whose product is annotated as clusterin-associated protein 1. Gene Ontology annotation, biological process: cilium assembly. The record is from RefSeq and is a predicted model, not a curated record. The transcript is spliced from 6 exons. Lineage: Eukaryota; Metazoa; Arthropoda; Insecta; Diptera; Psychodidae. Gene Ontology annotation, cellular component: cilium; intraciliary transport particle B; centrosome. The coding region runs from base 18 to 1307 and encodes 429 amino acids.